This is a messenger RNA of Cannabis sativa, 3276 nucleotides long. RefSeq lists its product as uncharacterized. The record is from RefSeq and is a predicted model, not a curated record. Bases 178 to 3090 code for a protein of 970 amino acids. The transcript has 7 exons. Gene Ontology annotation, molecular function: protein binding. NCBI's taxonomy places the organism in Eukaryota, Viridiplantae, Streptophyta, Magnoliopsida, Rosales, Cannabaceae.
UUACGAUUAAAAUCAUUUCUAUUUUUCAAUUUAAUAAAUUAAUUAUGGUAGGAAUGCUUAUCAUUCAUUUCCCUACGUAACCGUUUUAUAAUUAACGAACAAACUUCUCUUUCUCUAUUUUUUCUCUCUAAAAUUCAUUCCAUUCACUCAAAAUCAUUUCUUUUCGUUCCAUCUUCAAUGUCUCCACAACCGUCUCAGCCACCGCCCCAAUGUGCCACCAUGGAACGACUCAGGACCUUGACCAUGAACUGGGACGCUCUCAAGGACGACGAUGACGACGACCGCUUCUUCGAAUCUUUCGACCGAAUCUCCUCCGCACUCGCAAUCGAUCUCGACCUCUCUUCUUCUGACGACGAUGGCUUCGACGAUUGUCGCAUGUCCUUCGCCUCCACUGUCUCAACCGCUCGCUCUGCCGAUUUCCUACGUAACUUCUCCGAUCCCAACACUCCUUCCUCAGCCGUCGUCUCUGUUGCAGGCGCUGCAAACUACGAUGUAUGGAUGGCUGCUCCAGGCUCUAUCAAGGAGCGUCGUAAACGGUUGCUUCAGGGAAUGGGAUUGGCAGCGGAGAAGGAUCUAUUGAGGGUUAGCAGCAUUGUCGUCGCGGCUAAACCGGAAAACAAUGCUGCAACCUGCUCCGACGUUGAUCCUAAACAAGACCCUUCGCCUUCAGCUUCAUCUUCUCCGUCUUCGCCGUCUCCUCAAUUUCCGGUUGUGCUUGUGAGGUCUCGUUCGGAUAGUGAUAUCGAGUCUUUUACCCUCGAGAAACUACGGCUGCAAGAUAUGAUCGGUAUGAAUUCAAAACAGAGGAUCACUAGAACUUACUCAGCCAUUUUGGCUCCAAGGGCUCGUAUAUGCCCUUAUGCCGAUACGAUCCGAGUUUCGCCGAGGGAUCAUCCGAGUACCAUCGUAGGACGUUCGAUCAGGCACAGAAAUAGUGGUGGUCGUGGUGCUCUGUCUUCAUUGGUUUCCUCUAGCAGAUUUGGGGCUUUCUUCCUCAUCAAGAAUUUAGAUACAGGGACAGAGUUUAUCGUCAAUGAAUAUGGCGAAGAUGGGAUGUGGAACAGGCUCAGUGACCUUCAAACAGGGAAGCAACUCACCAUGGAAGAGUUCGAGAAGUGCGUUGGCUAUUCUCCCGUCGUUAAAGAAUUAAUGCGUCGCGAAAACGUUACCGGCAGCAGAGUUGGCGGGAGUAAUAGGAAAGUGGGUAUUUCUAAUUCUUACAUAUCAAGGAGUUUGAGGAUGAGCAAGAGAAGAGGUGUUGCUCUUCUCAAAAAUAGCAUAAAGGGUGUGGCUUCUUCUAUGAGUGGAUUCAUUUGUGAGAAAGAAAGGGAGGCUCUGCCACCAUUGCCCCCACCGCCUGCUGCAGCUGGGGCUGAGCAUAAUAAGCCUGCAAAGAACUCCAAUACUGCUAGUUCGGAUUGGAUUAAAGUUCGGCAGACAGGAAAAUCUUAUAAGGAGUUAUCGGCUUUGCAUUGUUGUCAAGAGAUUCAAGCCCAUGAAGGCUCGAUCUGGUGUAUCAAGUUCAGUAUGGAUGCCCAUUUUCUAGCGAGUGCAGGGGAAGAUAGGAUAGUUCGAGUGUGGGAAGUGCAGGAGUGUGGGAUUAUGUCAUUGAGAGAGGAAGGGAACGCCAAUACGCCCCUUCAUCCCUCGAUUUGUAACUCGCCGGAGCGGCCACAAUCUCUUGCUGAUGCUCCUUUGAUGCCAUCGGAGAGGAGGAAGAAAGGGAAAGGGUCAUCUAGUAGAAGAGGUGGCACCAAUACCAUUCCUGACUAUGUUCACGUGCCUGAAACGGUGUUUGCUCUCUCAGACAAACCAUUUUGCAAUUUCACUGGCCAUUUGGAUGAUGUUCUGGAUUUGUCUUGGUCAAGAGAUCAGUUGCUUCUUUCAUCAUCAAUGGACAAAACCGUUAGACUAUGGGAUUUAGAAAGCAAGAGCUGUUUAAGAAUGUUUGCUCACAACGAUUAUGUAACUUGCAUACAGUUUAAUCCAAUGAAUGAUGACUACUUCAUCAGUGGCUCACUUGAUGCCAAGGUUAGGAUUUGGAACAUACCCGAUAGACAAGUUGUGGAUUGGACUGAUCUUCAUGAGAUGGUUACUGCUGCUUGCUACACCCCUGAUGGCAAGGGUGCUUUUAUUGGUUCACACAAAGGUAGCUGUCGCAUGUACAGUACAGAAGAUUGCAAAUUGAGUCAAACAAGUCAGGUUGAUUUUCAAUCCAAGAAGAAAUCUCAGGCCAAAAAGAUUACAGGUUUUCAGUUUUCUCCCACAAAUCCAUCUGAAUUGCUUGUUACCUCUGCUGAUUCUCGGGUAAGAAUAGUGGAUGGUGCAAACCCAGUUCACAAGUUCAAAGGAUUUCGCAAUACAAGUAGUCAAAUAACAGCAGCAUUCACUGAGAAUGGGAAAUAUAUCAUAUCUGCAAGUGAAGACUCUCAAGUAUAUGUAUGGAAGCGUGAAGAGGCUAGGCAACCAGUCUCAGGAAGAAGACCCGUCAUUAACACAAGAUCAUAUGAGCAUUUCCAAUGUAGAGACGUUUCAGUAGCAAUCCCAUGGCCAGGUACCAUCAAAGGCGAUCCCCCUUCUGUCCCAUUACAUCAUUCAAAACGCCACUCCAAACGCUAUUCAGCCUCACCUUCAGCUCCUGAGUCACCCACUCGAGAUGAAGUCUCCUCUGCUGCAGCAGCAGCAGCACCAACAGGUAAUAGCAAACGACAUUUACCACCAUUGCCCAAGAAAGGUACUACUGGUGCCUCUUCGUCGUUGGAGAACAAUCAGCCAGAAGAGGAGCUUGGUCAAGUUUCUCAAAUGGAAUGUGGCUAUGUUGGAGAGUCCUUCAAUUCCGAAGCAGAGACAAUAAGGUAUGGUGAUUCACCAUCUAUAUCGGCAUCAGGUGCAACACCAUCUUCCUCAUGGUCUUCGUCUUGGCCUUGGUUUGACAUUGGUGGUAACCAUGGAAGUCAAAGUAUCCAAGCAACUGCGUGGGGGAUGGUUAUUGUGACAGCAGGGCUAGGUGGUGAAAUCAAAGCUUAUCAGAAUUUUGGGUUGCCUCGGAAAGUUGGUCGACAAACCAGUCUUUUUGGAAGCCAAGCAUAGUGAUUAGUGUGUGCAACAAGUUCUAGGACCAUACACAAUACAGCAACAUACACAACACAAUACUCUCGUGUUUUUUCACAGAAACAAUUGUAGAGCUAGAUAUUCAAUUAAAAUUAUAUAAAUGUAAAUCAUCAUUCAGUUCAGUCUAUUUUUUAUCAAUGAAAACAGAGACAAACAUUUGUCCUC